CGUCCCGGGACAGCGGCAGCGGGGGGAGCCCGGCCCGGCCCGCGGAGCAGGGUCCUAACUUUUUGCGCGGAGCGGCGCGCUGGGGCCGCAGCAGUUCCCGCCUCCCCCCGGCAGCGGCUCCGCCAUAGGCGCAAACUUGGAGGCUCGGCCGCGGCGGCGGAGUUUGGGGAGGAGGAGGAGGAAGAGGAGGAGGAGAAAGAAGGAGAAGGGGCGGCAGCUGCGUGGCUCCGCGGGCGCGCAGCGGGUGCGCGGGGGCGGCAGGGCUGGGCAGGGCGCGGCGCUGGCGGCCGGAGGAGGAGGAAGAGGAGGAAGAGGAGAAGGGUCAGUGCCGGCGGGUGCUAGCGGGGAGCUCCGCAAUAAUGUUGUCCCUGCUGUUUCUGUACCUCCGACUGCAUACGCGCUUGAAACACUGACAAAGCUGAAGGCUGCAGGCGCCGGCAGGAUGGAGCAGACACCAGGACUUUGUUCAGCCACCGAGCCGGCCGUGCCCGUGUCGAUCUUCUGGGACAGAGCGUCCUAAAGAACCUCCGCAAGGGGAAGAGACCGCAGCCAAGUCCAGGAGAAUGAAGAGACACAAGUGUCCCUACAAAUGUCCCUCACAAAGGAAGAUCCUGAUCCUGUGUGUUACGGGGUGGCUGAUUGCACUGCUGAAGCUCCUCCGUGUCGAAAGACACUUUUUUCCCUCUAAGGGCAUUUAUUUGGUUGAGCACUUCUUGAGCACUUCUUCGUAUGUUAGAAACAGGUAUUCCUACCUUAGAAAUGAGUUCCAGUACGAAAUUAAUUGUUCAUCUAUAUAUGAACAAGAUCCUCAUGAAAUUGGCAAGAGUUUAGAGAUAAGAAAAAAAGAGAUAAUUGAUUUAGCUGAUGAAGACAUUGUAGCAAUCACCAGUGAUUGCCACGUGUAUCAUUCACUUAGGAAAUACCACCUAAAACUUGUUUCUCCAGAGGAGGAGAGUUUUCCAAUUGCCUAUUCUUUGGUUGUUCACAAAGAUGCAGCAAUGGUAGAAAGGCUCAUAUAUUCACUAUACAGCCGUCAAAACAUUUACUGCAUCCAUUAUGACCAAAAAGCAGCAAAAAGUUUCAAAUCUGCUAUGAACAAUCUAGCUAAAUGUUUCCCCAAUAUUUUCAUUGCGUCAAAAUUGGAGACAGUGGACUAUGCACAUAUUUCACGGCUGCAAGCAGAUUUAAAUUGUUUGUCUGAUUUGAUGGACUCUGCAGUUCCCUGGAAGUAUGUUAUUAAUUUGUGUGGCCAAGAUUUCCCUUUGAGAUCAAAUUUUGAGUUGGUCGCUGAACUGAAGAGACUUCGUGGAGGAAACAUGCUGGAAACUAUAAAACCAAGCAGUAGCAAAAGAGAACGAUUUACUUAUCACUAUGAACUUAGGAAAGUGCCUUAUGAAUACAUGCAGAUGCCUGUAAAAACCAACAUUUCCAAGAAUCCGCCACCUCAUAAUAUUGAGGUAUUUGUAGGCAGUGCCUAUUUUGUUUUAAGCCGAGCGUUUAUUCAAUAUACCCUUGAAAGCUCUCUUGCAAAAGAUUUUUUCGAGUGGUCAAGGGAUACAUACUCUCCGGAUGAACAUUUUUGGGCCACUCUUGUACGUGUUCCUGGGGUCCCUGGGGAAGUUCCAAGGUCGGCCCAGGACAUAACAGACCUACAAAGCAAAACCCGUCUGGUGAAAUGGAAUUACCUUGAAGAACAUUUGUAUCCUCCCUGCACUGGUACCCACCUUCGCAGCGUCUGCAUCUAUGGGGCUGCAGAACUAAGGUGGCUUCUGAAUUACGGGCACUGGUUCGCCAACAAGUUUGACUCCAAAGUCGACCCUGUCCUGGUAAAAUGCUUGGCAGAAAAACUGGCAGAACAACAGAAAGAGUGGGUAAAUUUGUCGUCAGAUGAAUACUUUCUGCACGUAAAUUCUGUGAAUGCCUCGCUAUAGCAGCACGGUCUUCCCUGCUGUCAGCACUGUGUACUGUUACAGCACAGCGCCUGCAGCUCCUCUGCCUUGACCUGCUGCAGGAUGUUAGUGAGCGAAACAGCCGUUCUGCAUAAAGUUGAGCCCUGGGGAGUCGGGUGCCUGCCCUUUUAUUUAUGAAAAGUCAUGCCUCCCUGAUUGACUGUAUGUAACUUGCCACAGUAAUCUUGUAAUUGUUCUUCAGGGUGAUUCUGAGAGGAUGAGAUUUGCUUUUGGAGGCUGGUGCUGCCUGUCCUAAUGGAGUAUUUCAGAAACAUGUUUUUCAUCCAGUGUGUUUGCCUCUUUUCCUGAGAAACUCCAGCGCCUCUGUCUGUCCCCUUUCCCUUCACUUUUGUUUUUCUUAAAGGUGUGAAACAAAGACCUCUGUAUCUACUACCUCAGGAAAACUGGAAGUGCCCAGCUCACAGACAAAAACCAAGAGAUCAGCAUGACACCAAAUGAGCCAUGUGGCCUCACCUGAAGUCCCAAACUUCCCGUCUGUGGGAGCUAAAAAGGAUCCUCUUCUCCCUGGUGACAAGCGAUAGGACGAGGGGAAACGGGUUCAAGUUACGUCAGGGGAGGUUUAGAUUAGAUAUUAGGAGACAUUUUUUCACUGAAAGGGUUAUUAAACAUUGGAAUAGGCUGCCCAGGGAGGUGGUGGAUUCACCAUCUCUGGAGGUGUUUAAAAAAAGGGUAGAUGGGGCACUGAGGGACAUGGUUUAGAAGUGGCUCUUGUCAGGGUAGGCUAAAGGUUGGACUCGAUGAUCUUAAAGGUCCCUUCCAACCUCAACAAUUCUAUGAUUCUAUGAUUCUAUGAUUCUAUGAUCUUUGCAAUGUGAAAAUGACUGGAUGAUAUAAGGGAAAGAAGAUCCUUAGAUAACGCAUUGUCUGAAGCGUCGUUUUCUUCUCCCCACUCAUCUGUGUGUUGCUUCUCCUUCUGUGAAGUGUGUGCUCAGGUUCUGUGCCACGCCUAUGAAAUCGGUGGUAGUUGAUUGAAACAGAAUUAUGCACUGUUAUUCUUCAGAGGCAGUAUAUGAGCAUGCCCUAAGGGCAGUCUCUGCAGCCCCUUUGGGUAGACAUCCAUGCCAAAAGAGGUUGAUCUUCAUUUCUAUCUCUGCCUGUAGAGAUAUCUUCCUGUGAAAUCCCAGUCCUCUUGAGACAGUACGUCUACACACGGUGGAUAACAAGUGCUAUUUCCAAUUAGUGUUCAGCAAUGUGGUGCUAUGUUGAAAUGCAAAACAUGCGAAAUUGAGCAGUAAUCAUAAGAAUAGCCAUAUUGCAGAAAUGAAGACCCUGUGUAGACAUGGCUUUCUGUGGAAGUCUCUUGGCCUUGCACCGCCAUGAUCCCUGGCUGACGGGUGCCUGGUCAAGCCCUGGUUCAACUGUAGAGCAACUUUUCUCCAACAGCCUCUGCUUCCCAUGGCCUUGCCAGGCCUCCUGGUAGCAAAGUGGCCCAGAAGCCUCCUAGCAGCUGGGCUCUCCAGACCACAGCAUGAGGGAAGUGUUUGUUAGUGCAGGGGUCUCUGCAGAAAUUCUUGCAACUCAGAAAUGCCUCCUGGCAUUUUGGGGGUUUCUCUGGAAUGUUGCUCUGCCACACAUUCAGUUUUGGUGGUUCCAGCUUGGGGUCUAAGCUUGCUCGCUGUCCUCUUUCUACCCAUCUGGCUUUUAUUAAGGGGCAUCUUCCCGUGAGUGUCUUUGGGAUAUCUGGUCUUAUCGAUCCACAGAUUACUGCAAUAAUGACCAUGUCUCGUACCCAUGAGAAAUCUUUGUUUCUUAUUUGAGUUGAAAGAACGAAGUCAUUUUUUGGUCUCAGUUAUUGUUUAUAAAUUUAGUCAUGGUCAAGUCAUCUGUGGCUUAAGAUUGGAUUUGUGUGUCAUGAGUCGUGGGCCUUUUUCCCCGUUCACGACACUGAUUUCCUAUGCGUUUUCUGUUUCACUUGUUCCAGCUGUAAAACGGGAGCAAUGAUGUUCUAUUACCUUCCUAAGCACUUCAAAAACCUAUGGAUGUUUUGGGUUGAUUGCACAGCACUAAUUGCUUAUCAAACUAUUUAUGGAGUCUGGGGACACACAGGUCAAGUAUCUCUUUGAUGUACUGCUUCUGAAAUAAAUGGGGAUUAUUUUUAAGGUGUGUGUUGCUUACUUCAGUCACUUGCCAUGUCUGCCCAAGGCUGUUCUGACUUGAUGUGAUUUAUAGACACUGUAAAAAAUGAAAUAUUGACAGUAUUUACAUACUCAUACAUUAGUACUUGUAUAUAAAGUAGACUUGCCACAUGGAAAAAGGUUAAUAAAAGAGGAUGUUGGGAUCCCAGAGGGCCAAGACACAGCUUUCUGUACACAUGAAUUGUUGAUGAUAUAAUUGAUAUAUUGAAUUAAUUAUAUAAUGAUAUAUUUAAAAUUUUUUAUUUAGUUAAAUUGCCUGUAUGUAUGUAUCUACACACGUCGCCAUUUGUGUUGAAUUUAAGUGCUUUGCUCUACCAUAAAUUUAUAAAAAUAAUCCACCAGCACAUUAAACAUAACUGAAGUAAAUAAUUUUAAUCAACAUGCAACUUUGUGCUACUUUAACUGAAUUGGGUUGAAUGAUACCUGUAAUUUAACUAGUUUGAAAUAAGGCAGCUCAUGCUUCCUACGUAGUGAAGAAGUGGAUGUGGAGAUGGCACAAGGUGAAAUAGCAUCACCCAUUACAGUGGUACCUUUGCUAGCUGGAGAAGUACAAGUUGUACAGGCAUAGUUGCAACUUUAUGAAGUGCUGAUUUUCUAAUGAAUUAUAAAUAUUUCUGUUUUUUGAAGGUAAUUUCAAAGGCUUUUCAAGCUUGUAGAAAGGCAGUUCACAAAAAUCACUCAAGCUGGAAGAUCAUGUGGCCCAGCCUCCCACUUAUGACAGGAUCGACACUAAAUUUGGGCUGGGUUUCUUGGACCUUGUCCCAGGGAGUCUUGUGGAUCUCUAAGGAAGAUUCUGCAGCCUUCUGGGGCAAAGUUUUCCAAUGUUUCCAGGAAAAAGAACGGCCAAAAUAUAAGUUACUUAAAUUCUGAAUAAUUUCCUCUCUGCUUUUUCACUUUGCAUUCAUCAAUGUAGAUGUACAAUGUAGACGCCUGUAUCAUGGUUUUGUGAUUAGACUAUGGGGCUAGGUAACAACUUCAUUAUUUACCUCUGACUUCAUCAUCUUUGUUCUUUAUGCUGGUAUGUCUGUCUUUGCUGAAAAUGGACCGGAGCCACGAUCAGCAAACACCUUUCUCUCUGUGAGAAAAGUGGCUGAACCUAGUUUAUGGCAAAGCAAAUACGAAAUUAAUUUUAUUUGGGCUGGAACUUAGAUUAUAGGCGGUUGUCUGCCAUUCUGCUCUCAAAAGGAUUUAUUUUUUUUUUUGGUCUUAGUAAACCUCAGACAUCCCUUUCCUCUUCGUCUCUUCCCCUUCCUCACUUUUCCUGAAAAAGAUUCCUCUUGCAAGUUGCUUCACAGACUUGAAAUGCACGUGCAUUUGCAUGUAUUAGAUGGUUCUCUCUGUCUUUGUUCUGCUGAAGAAGCCCCACGCUGGCUUUCUCUCGUCCACCCUGCCCUGUGCUGGCUGCAUGGAGCACCUGGGCUAUCAGUUAACCUGCUUUUCCCGUUCAGGAAGGAUGCUGCUCCUGGCUGUCAGCGCUGGUGCACGGGUCCAGCCCAUCGUUUUGUUAGUGGCUGAGAACAGCGAAAAUGCUGAAUGCCUUCUAACGUGGAAAAGUUAAGUGAGGAAGAAAAGGAAAUAAUGAGCUUUAACAAAAGAGACGCAGAGACAGCAUUUGCACAAUUUGUCUUGCUAAUGAAUUUAUUAGGCUGGACGUGGAGUCAGGAGGAUAGUAUAUACAAACAUAAAUGCCUCACUACAUAUUUUCUUUGACAUUGGAAUAAAAGGAUGUGAAAGGAAGAACUAGAAACUAGACACCUAAUCUGUAAUUGUAAUUUAAACAGACUUGGCCUGUUGAGCAUUUCUGUGGCUGCUAUGUCAUUACUGUGGCAUUUGAAUCAGAAUGUAUAAACAUGAGUAAACCAGUAUUUGGGCAGAAAAUGUGGAGUAUAUGUGACACGCUAGUGUGUUUUUACAGUGUAACCUUGAUUUUCAGUUCAGGUAUAAUAUCUGUUUCUUUUUCUGUGUUUUUACAGAACUUGCGUUGUUCUUGAUGGUGAUAAUUUCCACUCGCAUAGAAAUGAUACUUCAGAACAAUGCGAUCUAUUAGUGAGAAUGUGGUAUUUUUGAUAUUUCAAGCUGAUGGUUCAACACUCUUAUCUGGUCCUGUUUUUUCACAACUACCAGGCUCUUUGAUUUUUCUAUGGCUGAAGUAUACUAAUCUUGAUAGUACCAAUCCUUCUUAGGAAAGGGAGAAAGCAAAAGCCAUGAAACUUUGGAUGAGGCAUUUUCUCAAUAGAGAUAGGAAGGACCAGAUGGUAUAUUGUAAAGGGAGACAGGAACAAUACAUUUUCUUGCUACAGAGCUGCCAUGUAUAUGUCUUAGCAGAGAUGUGCUUAAGUGGAAAUCCUUGCAUAUAGCAUGGUCGCUGCUCCCACGUGUGAUCAAGGUAAGCUAGACUUGAGUUAGUACAUUUUGAAAAUGAAGGUCAGUUAGGAAAUAAUGCCUGGACCCUGUAUCAGUUUCUCUUCUUGUAAAAAAAUAGAUGCUCUGAAAAAUCUUGACUAGGGUGUUACAAAAAGACUCGGGAGACUGGGCUGGUUGCAUCAGAGUGGGCAUAAGAAGGACCCUCUAAUUUUUUUGCUUAAGGCAGGUCAAUGGUUUUUAAUGAUGCUUUCUGUGUUAUUUGCAGAAACCAAUUUAAAGAUGUGCUAAUUUGAAAAAACAGUGACUGACUUCCACCUUGCAUCUCAAGUGUUUGCUAUAACACAUAUGAGUUUAUUUAAAAGACUCUUCCCUGGGCUACAAUUAGAGACUUCAUUGUGAUUUAAUUAAAGGCAGCAGCUUCUCUAUUGCUGAGCCUCUUUUCUCUGCCUGAGUUUGUUCUCUGAGACGGGAAGGACGGUAAGUCUAAGCUUUACCUGGGGUGAUGAGAAGAUUAGAGAGUAUACAGGGAUACUGCAGGUGGCAUUAGUACCGCUAUAGCAUAACAGCUGGGAAAUAAGAAUAACUGCAUCUUAUGCUGUAGAGGUUCAAGUCACUAUUUAUUCAUAAACAUAGUAAGAAUUGGAAAUCAUACAGUUGGAAAUAACUACAUGCAAAUAUUCUAGUGCUAAAUUGCUAGAGGCCGUGGGAAGUAGGACAAAAAUACAGGUGGUAUGUCCGUUUUUAUCUGAUGCAUGGUAAAAUUAGCUGAAGAUGAAUUGCAAGACCUUUCAGUUAGCACAAAAGUAGAAGUCCUCCUCCUACAGAGGUUUGAAAUGGCAGAAUUAAAGGCAGCAGCUUAUUUUCUCCAAGAAAUGUUAUGCUUGCUUUUGUUUCCUACGGUUGUUUCUUACCUUUUAAUACAUCAGUCCCAGCUUCUUUAUGGCCUACAGAUACCCAUAUCAGUUACAUUUUAUCACCUACUCUUAAAUUUUAUCAUUUACUCUAAGCUUCUUUGGAGUCCAUAACUUUCUUUUUGUCCUGUAGGAAGUCUAGGGGGUCUUAAUACAAUCAGCAUGUGGCAUGGCUGAAUUUCCAUUUAAUUGGCUUUAGUAGACAUGUGCAUGUUCUCAGCUACCCUGGGCCUGAACUGGUACAGCAGUUAUGAGGUUCCAUCACUAGGCAAUUAUUUAAAGAAAAAAUUAUUAAAGGUAUCCUUUGUUCCUAAUGCCAAACUUAACUUCUUCCCCUUGUCUUGAAUUCUGCUUGGUAUAGGCUAUAUAUAAAAAAGCUGUGUCAAGAAGAUACAUCCAAAGGAAUAAAAUUAUGUACAUCACCCAAAAGGAAAAAAAAACCAAACAGUUGGUUUGGAAAAGUCAUUUCAAGUAACUGAAAAAAUGGAUGAUGAAUUUUAUCCCCCAACAGGGAUAAAAUAAGAAUAUUCCUGAACAGGGAUAAAAUACACGCAGCUGUUGUCGCAGCCAGUUGGAGAGUUACUUCUCUGACUUUUGUAUCGUUAAUAAUGUUCUUAAAAAUGCACUCCUAUUUCCAAGGCUUUGCUCAACUGGGAUGUGAAUGCCUGCAAUUGGUAAAGCUUCAUCCCUCUUCUUUGCAGAUCAGAGUGGUACCCUGUGAAUCCAUGAGCAGGUUUAAACUAUUUAUUUCUUUGCCAGGCCUCAGAUUCCAAACUUCCUCUAGGGUAGAGCAGAAUCAGAAAAGCAUCUGGCCAUCGGCACGCAAGUAAUCGGACAACACAACCUCCCGAGGAUGGAGCUGCCUCCAGAAAAUGAGCUGGAUCUGGAGUCAGCCCUCUCAGACGGCAGAGCAAACACUGCCUGUAUUUCAUUUCAUUAGAGCACGUCAGCAUUAUAAUUUUCAAGACCAGCCAACUAAUUGUAUUAUCUGUGUUGUUUUCAUUGGCUGAAGGAUCGUGAAAUUCUCUCUUCUCUCUCUUCUUAAAUGAAGAUUUAUUUAAAAUCUCUGUACAUAUAUUUUGGGAACAGACACAGUAUGUCUUCUUGCACUGCAUGCCUUGUCCUCAUUUGAAACCAAGGGAGCCAAAUCAGGUUCUGAAGUCAUAAGGCAAUAAAGAACCGAAGACAUGAAGAACUGAGUCAUCCUAAAAUUAAGUAGCUGUAGCAUUUUGCUUCUCUAUGAUCAUUAAGUGUAUAGUUUCAUAUUCAGUUUCAGAAACCUGAGGCAUUUCAUAAAUUGGAAUAGCAAGAAGUGGAGAUAUUAAAGAAAAAUUUACCUGGAGUGCUUACCUGUGAGUUUUCGUUUCAGUCUACAUGAAGUGAGUCGCUUUCAUUUUAGUUGCUCACAGACAUGCACACCACAGAGCUGCUGCUGGCACUGGGGUGCCAUUGCCACCUUCCCCAGUGCCUUGGGGGCUGCGCUCUCCCCCUGGUUGGGCACUGCUCAUUGCAGUCACCAGAAGAAGGGGCAGAAGAUAUGGCCUCCAUCCCACCGCUCUAGAAAUAACUUUUUG
Messenger RNA from Chroicocephalus ridibundus (black-headed gull), 8954 nucleotides. RefSeq names its product glucosaminyl (N-acetyl) transferase 4 (gene GCNT4). Lineage: Eukaryota; Metazoa; Chordata; Aves; Charadriiformes; Laridae. The record is from RefSeq and is a predicted model, not a curated record. The transcript has 3 exons. Gene Ontology annotation, molecular function: acetylglucosaminyltransferase activity. Gene Ontology annotation, cellular component: membrane. The coding region runs from base 564 to 1931 and encodes 455 amino acids.